Messenger RNA from Oncorhynchus mykiss (rainbow trout), 2336 nucleotides. The record is from RefSeq and is a predicted model, not a curated record. NCBI's taxonomy places the organism in Eukaryota, Metazoa, Chordata, Actinopteri, Salmoniformes, Salmonidae.
UAUUAGUAUGUAACAUUUUCGACUGUGAAACGUUUUGACAUUAUAGUAUUUUACUUCUCAAGACAACAACCGAAGUAGCUUGAUCCAAACAUAUUUCAAUGGUUGUAGCCUAUAUUUCCUAGUGUCGCUACUACCAAGCUAACGUCACCUUGUUAACUUGCUACGUGAACAUGCAAUAGGUUACUGUAGUUUAUAAUUCAUAGUUAUAAACAUUGAACAAUUGUAGUAAACCAGUUAUGUUUUUAUUAACUCACGCCCGCUAGCUAGCUAUUACACACUUUACUUGCUAGCUAGUUAACGAGAACCCAAGGUGGUUUACACAGCCGGUCAAUGAAAUCCAAUGGAGUCGUGAAUAAAGGUUACUUGCCAUCAGCUGUUUUGUUAGCAUGCAUGCCGGUUAGUUAACUAACGUUAGCGCGUGGGAGAUGUUGCCACUAAUUGUCAGUCAGUGACAAGUAAUAACUAACUAAUGCUCUUCCUACAGUUGAUAUAGGCCAAAACCCAAUACAACAUAUUUGCUGGUCAUGUGUUUGUGUUUUCUGGUCGAUUCAAAGUGAAUGAGAUGGCGACGAAUGAGGCAAGCUGUGAACAACCACAGAAGCGAGGAACCAAAGACAAACCGAAUGGAUAUUUUGCAGGUUAUGGCGACGAAGGGGGACAGCGUUCUUGUUCCUGGUGUUGUGUUCACUCUUCUCCCUUGCCUACUCCACUGAGGGAGCACACCAGAAGUAUGUGCAGUACCUGGAGAAGAGGUUCCUGUGGUGUGCCUACUGGGUAGGUUUGGGCAUCUUGUCCUCAGUAGGCCUUGGGACUGGCCUGCAUACCUUCCUACUAUACCUGGGUCCACACAUAGCAUCAGUCACCCUGGCUGCGUACGAGUGUGGUUCUACAGACUUCCCCGAGCCCCCGUACCCAGACCAGAUCAUCUGCCCAGAGGCAGGAGGAAUGGAGGGCAGCAUCUCACUCUGGUCCAUCAUCUCAAAGGUCCGGCUGGAGGCCUGUAUGUGGGGUGCAGGCACAGCCAUUGGGGAGUUGCCGCCCUACUUCAUGGCUCGAGCGGCCAGGCUAUCUGGAGCAGACCCAGAUGACGAAGACUAUGAGGAGUUUGAGGAGAUGCUGGGGCAGGCAGAGACUGCUCAGGAUUUUGUUACUCGAGCAAAACUGGGAGUUCAGAACAUGGUGCAGAAAGUGGGAUUCUUUGGGAUUCUAGCCUGUGCCUCGAUCCCUAAUCCUCUGUUUGACCUUGCUGGUAUAACAUGUGGCCACUUCCUGGUACCAUUUUGGACCUUCUUUGGAGCGACUCUUAUUGGGAAAGCCAUCAUCAAGAUGCACAUACAAAAACUGUUUGUUAUCAUAACGUUCAGCAAGCACAUAGUGGAACAGAUGGUGUCUCUGAUCGGGUCUCUGCCGAGGGUAGGUCCCUCCAUACAGAAGCCCUUCAGUGAGUACCUGGAGGCGCAGAGGAGUAAACUCCACCACCACACCGGACAAGGCACCCCGGCGAGUGAGAACUGGCUGUCGUGGGUCUUUGAGAAGGUGGUUCUGGUCAUGGUCUGUUACUUUAUCUUCUCUAUCAUCAACUCCAUGGCUCAGAGCUACGCCAAGCGACGACAACGGAGUCAGCAGCAGCGAUACUCUGAGGAGAAAACCAAGUGACGAGACUCUUGAGUCCCUCAGCUCUGAUCACAAACUAACCUCGCCCUCUUCCAUUCUUAAGAGGCUGAACUGACACUUCUGUGUUUGCUUACGGAUGUAUGUGCUGUUUGUUUGUCCCUCUUAUGGUUUUGUAGUUUCCCCUCCAUUUGUGUAACUUGUGUGAUUUUAAUAAUAUAAUGAUAGGAUAUGAGCAGUGAAGCAGCAGUUGGAUGUCAACUUUUUGCUGGCAGCUAUACCAGCUGCGAUGCCUUAUGCAAGGUGGAGGGUCCUACUUCCAUUGAACACAGUUCUUGAUCACGACUUGAUUUGUACAUUUUUCACUGUAUGGAUGGACUCUAUGCUGAUAUGAUGCUAAGGAUGUUUUCAGGGUUACAUUUUUCUUGCGUUUUUGUCCUGUUGAUCAGAAAUAGGCCAUCUGUCAUUCGCGUUUCUUGGAUUUGUUUGAAAUUCAAGUUUGCAAUUGGAAAUAGCAAUAUCAAGUCGUCUCAACAUGUUAUUGAUAGUUUGCACAUCCUGGAAAUAUUUUUUGGGCGGUAUGUAUGCACAUGCAUUUAGAAUGAUCUGGACAAACUAACUUGAACCAAAACAGAACUUACAUUACACUCGGCUAACUUGGUGUUAUUUUUAUUCUGUACAUUUACUGAGUCUCUGAUCAGAAUGUAUAAAAUGCCUAAAUCAUU